UACCGGAAGUUCCGCUCCGUGCUGGACUGAGACUGCUGCAGGCUCUGUGUUAUUUACGUUCCGUUGUAAUGUCCAUCUGGAGCGCCUGCUGAUAGCAGAGCAGGGUUCGACCGGUGAAUUGGAUCCGGGGUUCCGAGCUGACCAAAGUGGACGCCGGUGCAGGAGAACACUGAACCUCCAACGUUGUAUGUGUGGCAACAACAUGUCUGUCCCACUGCUCGCCGAGGCUGUGACGGUGUCCGCGGUGGAGAAGGAGACUGCGGCGGUGAUUUUCCUUCACGGUUUGGGAGACACAGGGCACGGGUGGGCGGACACCAUGACGUCAAUCCAGCUUCCGUACAUCAAGUACAUUUGUCCCCACGCGCCUCACAUCCCCGUCACUCUCAACAUGAAGGCCUCGAUGCCAGCGUGGUUUGACCUCAGGGGUCUGAGCCCAGAUGUUCCAGAGGACGAGGCUGGAAUCAAGAGGGCAGCUGAAGACAUCAAGGCCAUAAUAGAACAUGAGAUUAGGAACGGGAUUCCUCCUCACCGCAUUAUUCUGGGAGGCUUCUCACAGGGCGGGGCUUUGUCCUUGUAUACGGCCUUGACCUGCAAACAUCAGCUGGCUGGUGUUGUGGCUUUGAGCUGCUGGUUACCUCUUCACAGGAGUUUCCCGUCGGCAUCCAGCGGGCACAAGAACAUUCCCAUCCUGCAGUGCCACGGAGAGAUGGACAACCGGAUCCCCGUGCCGUUCGGUGCCAUGACGGCAGAGAAGCUGAAAACAGUGAUCAACCCUCAAAUGAUCAGCUUUAAAACCUUCCCAGGGCUCUCCCACUCAUCCUCUCCUGAGGAGAUGGCGACUGUAAGGGAAUUUAUUGAGAGGUAUCUGCCUCGGAUCUGACCUCACUCCAAACUGUGAUGAUACCACCUCGCCCUUGGCCCCCAUUCCUCACCCAGCACACCUGAUUUGAAUUUCUCCCACAGGAAAGAGCCAUGAGCACCAACUCAGUCACACAUCAGCUUGACAAUAAAAAGAAACCCAUAUAUGCCGCACACAUCUCCACCACUAAUGACAGACACUGACGCUGUCAUGAUGGAAAUGUUGGGGGGGGCUUUUAUUCUUUAGAUUGCGAGGGACAUGGAGAACCUUCCUGUAAAAUCGUCUCUCAUUUGACUCCAUUUUACCUCAUUUUGCGUCAUCACUGCUCUGCCACUGGCUUCACUUGCACUGAUUUUAACUUCAGGACUUUCAACCACUCUCCACUUAAAAAUCAAGAAGCCUGUCACAUGAUCUGUUACAGAGUUCAACUUUCUCAAUGAUGUCUUAGAUGAGUUCCACCAGAAUCUUCCCGCACAUUGGGAAACAAUUGGCGUCAGUGUUAAAAUACCUGCCUUUUCUGAAGCGAGUGAAGGAACUACCGGCUUUGAUUUCCACCCAUAGCAAUCUGAUUUGAGCGUGGCUUAAUUAGUUCAUCAUGCAAAAUAUUUGAAACAUGAUUUUCCUCAAAUGAAAUGGACAUAUCUGAAAUGAACUGUGAUCAUUAACUUGCUCAUCAAGUUAUUUAUCUAUUGUCCAAUAGGUGGCAGUACAAUAUCUCUACUUUUUGACGCCAAACGCUGGAGGUUGAAGCCUCACUGUGAUUUUCUCUCUGUGGAGCUGUAGCUGCUCACACUGGCAUGGUACCGGACAAUUGCUCACAGUUGCUCCAACCCUCCAUGGAGACAGACCACGCCAACUCAGUGUCAAUAUUUCAAAGGGUUGGACUGAAUCAUGUUCAACAUCUUGUGUUCAAACAUCACAGGCCCUGAUUCUUAAGCUGGUAUGUCGAAUAGAUGAAUGAUUUUUGUCCCACUUUAUGCCACAAUAGACGUCAUGCUUUAAAUGGUUAUCACACUUCUCGUCCAUGCACCGUUUAAUCCAAAUCCCAGUCGGAUAGAAACUCGAUGCAACUGAGCCCUGAGAAGUAACUGUUUCCCCAUGAUUGAUGGGACUGUAUUCCAUUGUGUUUAGCCUGGCUGUUCUUAAGAUGGCGGGUGAUCCAUUUCUUCUGUGACAACUAUCCAGUGUCCUGCUGUUCUCUUAGUUUUGGUUUUGCCCUGUUGAAACUGGAAGGAAGGAUAUUUGAUUGUCGUUUAAUGAAUGUCUUCUAUCUUGUUUGAAUCUCUGAUGUUUCCACGUGUUGCUCCAUUUCCACUUUCUUUGGCUUGUUUUAACUUCAUUUGAAAUGAUCAGUCUUGCAAAUGCGUGACUUUGUGAAGUUUCUAAGUUAUGAUGUCGCUGAACUUUUGAACCAUGUCUUUCUUUCAAUGAAUUUUGAAAUUCUGUUUUGUUUUUGUCGUCGUCAUCUCACCUUUUGUGUGUUUUAAUGAUGUGCAUCAAGAAAACUGGUCAAAAAAGCCACUUACUUUGCUUUCAAAAAUACCUGGAUACAGAUUAAAAAACUGGGUCAAAAGUGA
Messenger RNA from Synchiropus splendidus (mandarinfish), 2436 nucleotides. RefSeq names its product lysophospholipase 2 (gene lypla2). Gene Ontology annotation, molecular function: palmitoyl-(protein) hydrolase activity; carboxylic ester hydrolase activity. The transcript has 10 exons. NCBI's taxonomy places the organism in Eukaryota, Metazoa, Chordata, Actinopteri, Syngnathiformes, Callionymidae. Gene Ontology annotation, biological process: protein depalmitoylation. Gene Ontology annotation, cellular component: cytoplasm. The record is from RefSeq and is a predicted model, not a curated record. The coding region runs from base 188 to 880 and encodes 230 amino acids.